CCUCAGUUUAUCUUUCUUUAUAUUAUUCAAAAUGGUUAAGGCUGUUGCUGUUCUCCGCGGUGAUUCCAAAGUCACUGGUGUCGUUACCUUCACCCAAGAAUCCGAAGGUGCUCCUACCCUCGUCGAAGCUGAAGUUAAUGGUUUGACCGAAGGCCCCCACGGCUUCCACGUCCACGAAUUCGGUGAUAACACCAACGGCUGCACCUCCGCUGGUCCUCACUUCAACCCUUUCAGCAAGACCCACGGUGCUCCCGAGGAUGAGAACCGCCACGUUGGUGAUCUCGGUAACAUCAACGCCAACGCUGACGGCAAGGCUACUUUGAAGGUCACUGACAAUCAAAUCUCCUUGAUUGGUCCCUACUCCGUUAUUGGCCGCACCGUUGUCGUCCACGCUGCAGUGGAUGAUCUUGGCAAGGGUGGUCACGAAUUGUCUCUCACCACUGGUAACGCUGGUGACCGCUGGGCUUGCGGUGUCAUUGGUAUUGCCAAAUAAAUUUGGUCUUCCUAGUAUCGUGCAAAACAGUUUCACCAAGAAAAGGAACGUUCCUUUUGUCUUAAAAAAAAAGAAAAAAUCGUUUGUACUUGUUAUGUAGUGGUUGAUUGUAGAGAGCAAAAUUGUAGGAGUUAGUGUAAUGUAUAGUUCUGUCAAAAUAUACUGAAAUGUUUAAAGUAAACCAAUGGAUG
Radiomyces spectabilis is the source of this 684-nucleotide messenger RNA. Its product is annotated as superoxide dismutase. Lineage: Eukaryota; Fungi; Mucoromycota; Mucoromycetes; Mucorales; Radiomycetaceae. The record is from RefSeq and is a predicted model, not a curated record. The transcript has 2 exons. The coding region runs from base 32 to 493 and encodes 153 amino acids. Gene Ontology annotation, molecular function: superoxide dismutase activity; copper ion binding. Gene Ontology annotation, biological process: removal of superoxide radicals.